Linum tenue is the source of this 2685-nucleotide messenger RNA. The record is from the annotation of a GenBank genome assembly. NCBI's taxonomy places the organism in Eukaryota, Viridiplantae, Streptophyta, Magnoliopsida, Malpighiales, Linaceae.
CACUUCCUUCCAACUCCCUUGAGAAAACAAAAGAAAAAGAACCCUAGCCCGAAGUACGUAAGAGCCCUAAUCUCUACUAUGUUCUUCCCCAUUACCAUGCUAAUUACACCACGACCAUUAUGGAUCAAGCCAAGCGCCUCCUCUGUACCCACGACCUAUGGAACCCUUUCAAUACAACUUUUGUACAGACCUGCGGCAUGCUCCUCGUCUCCCAGAUCUUCCACGUCAUCCUCAAGCCCUUCGGCCAGCCCGGCCCCGUCGCCCAGAUUCUGGCAGGAUUGGUGCUGGGACCGUCACUACUGUGCAAAAUCGACCGGAUACGGCAGAUAUUCAUCCAGCCGGCGUUCGAGGACUACAGCUUCCUGCUCCUCUUCGUGUUCCGCAUCCUCUUCAUGUUCACCAUCGGGCUGGAGGCCGACCUGCCCUACAUCUGCCGGAACUUCCAGCGGAUCGGCGUGAUCGCGGCCUGGAACGUGGCCGUGUGCGCCGCCUUCGGUGCCGCGGCCUCGUUCUUCGUCAUCAACGUGCUCAAGGUGACGGCACACAGGCUGGCGUUCGCCAACGUCAUCAUGAUCAUCGUGGCCAGCGUGGCGUCCCCCGUGGUGGUCCGGCUCGUGGCCGAGCUGAAGUUCGACACGGCGGAACCGGGGAGGCUGGCGAUCAGCGCGGCGCUGUUCAUGGAGCUGUUCUGCAUCACGUGGUACUCCACCUACCUGGCAUUCAGCUCCGGGAAGAUGUUUGGGUUCGCGCUUGUUUGCAUCGUCGGGACUGGGAUCGUCGCCUACGCCAACAGAUACCUGGCCAACUGGUGCAACAAGAGGAGGAGGCACAUGAAGUUCGUGCCGAGCACGGAGAUGUCGGGGAUCCUCCUCCUCGUCAUCCUGCUCUCCUUCAUGAUCGAGAAGUUAGGGUUCAACAGCAUGAUCUCCUGCUUCCUCGUCGGCGUGGCUUUCCCCAAGGAAGGCAAGACCACCAGGACCUUGCUCCAUCGUUUGACCUACGCGGUCAACAACUUCAUCCUUCCCAUUUACUUCGGCUUCAACGGCUUCAGGUUCGACGUCAACUACCUCAUCAACGUCAGGAACUGCAUCGUGGUGGCGCUGCUGAUACUGCUGAGCAUGGGCGGGAAGAUCAUCGGCACGCUCUGCGCCUGCCAUUACCUCAACAUCCCCAGGAAUGAAGCCGUGGUGCUUGCUUUCAUUCUCAACUUGAAGGGCCACGGCGAGCUUCUUGUCAUCGAAGCUUUCUCCAGGUCAGAUGGACAGACAUGGUGGGACGACAACACACACAAGCUAGUGAUCAUCAUAGUGGUGAUCAACACCCUAAUAGCCGGUCCAGUGGUUUCCUUCAUCCUCAAGCGCGACAGGAAGUACUUCGCCCACAAGCUCACCUUCUUGGAGUUCCUCGACCCUGAAAAUGAGCUCCGCUUCCUGGCCUGCGUCUACGAGUCCCGCCACAUCACCUCCAAGCUCGGCCUCAUCGCCACCAUGACCGGCUCCCAACGCUCCCCCACCGUCCCCUACCUCGUCCACCUCGUCGAGCUCCAAAAACGACACCGCCGCAAGAAGAAACUCAUGUACCACGAGCUUCAGGACGGCGACCAGUUCAGCGACGACGACGAGUACGGCGGCAACGACAUCAUCGAGAUCAACGACGCCGUGGACGCGUUCACGACCGACAGCAAGAUCCUCGUCCACCAGAGCAAGGCCGUCUCCUGGUUCCCCAAGGUGUACGAGGACGUGUGCUCCACCGCCGAGGACCUGCGCGUGUCGAUCGUGUUCCUCACGUUCCACAAGCACCAGCGGCUGGAUGGGAAGCUGGAGAACGACAAGGACGGGGUGAGGAUCGUGAACCAGAAGGUGAUGCGCCACGCGCCCUGCUCGGUCGGGAUAUUCGUGGACCGUGGGCUCACCGGGUUCCAGCUCCCGAGCCCGGAGCUGGUCCAGAACGUGGCCAUGUUGUUCUUUGGUGGGCCCGACGACAGGGAGGCACUGGCCUGUUGCAAGAGGAUCGCCGUGCAUCCGUACGUGAACUUGACGAUCAUUAGAUUUCAGUCGGAGGGUCAGCCGAAGAAUCAGCAGGUGCAUGAUAGGAACGGUGAGGAAGAGGAGCAGCAUAUCUCGAUCUCCAGCCAUGAGGUGGAUAUGGCCAUUGAUAAUGUUUUCAUGGAGGAUUUUUGCAACAGAUAUGUGACGUCAGGGAAGGUGAAGUACAUGGAGAAGAAGACGGAGAGUGGAGAGGAAACGGUUGAGAUACUGAAAGAGAUAGGUGAGAUGUAUUCACUGUUCAUAGUAGGAAAAGGCGGCCGAGGGAAUUCUCCGAUGACCACGGGGAUGAGCGAUUGGGAGGAAUGUCCGGAGCUAGGGGCCGUCGGAGACAUUCUGGCUUCUGCGGAGCUUAAUUUGGGUGCUUCCAUUUUGGUCAUUCAACAACAUAGAAAUGCUACCGAAGGGCACGAGGAUAACGAGCAUCCUGUUCUAGAUGACGACGAUUGAUAUAUAUGGUCAUGAUGAGGAUUAGGGUUGUCUUUUCUUCUUCUUCUCGGUUUUUGUCCUUUUCAUCAUCCUUUUUGUUUUCUUCUGGAUUCUUAUCGAUUGUCAAUGAAGUAGCUGUAGAUUAAUUAGCUGAUAGAUUAUACGGUAGUAGUGUAUGUUUGAAUCCGGAGAAAAGAAAAGAAGAGUUGAU